CGUGCAUGCGUUCACCCCGGAAAUAAGGAGCGUCAGCGCUUGCGGGCGCGGCUACCUGUCACCGGUCCCGGUUCCCCGAGGCGGACGACCGUCCUUCCCGGUGGCCGCAGCCGGGCCGUCCCACCGCGCCCGCGACUCGCCCCGCCCACAAGGAGCCAGGACCCGCCGCGGCCGCGGACGGUGAAGACACCCAGACAAGUGGAAGAGUGUUUUCUCCUCUGGCCACCAAGCAGGCACCCUCUGCGUCGAGAGGCACGUGAGGCCCUGGGAGCUCUGGGAGAUGAAGUUCGGCUGCCUGUCCUUCCGGCAGCCUUAUGCGGGUUUCGUCUUAAAUGGGGUGAAGACCCUGGAGACGCGGUGGCGGCCCGUGCUGAGCGGCCAGCGGCACCGCACCCUGGCCGUCCACAUCGCGCACAGGGACUGGGAGGACGCGGCCUGGAGGGAGCUGCUGGCCGGGAGGCUGGGGAUGAGCCCCGCGCAGAUCCAGGCCUUGCUGCGGGACGGGGAGAAGUUCGGCCGCGGAGUGAUAGCCGGGCUGGUUGACAUUGGGGACACUUCGCUGUGCCCGGAAAACUUAGGUCCCAACGAGGUUGCGGAGCUGGAGAAUCAAGCCCUGCUGCCCAACCUGCAGCAGAAGUACCUGACUGCGCUUGCCAACCCCCGCUGGCUGCUGCAGCCUGUCCCCGGGAGAGGCGGGAAGGACGUCUUCCAGGUGGACAUCCCCGAGCACCUGAUCCCCUUUGGGCAGGAGGCCUGACCAGACUGGGCUCUCGAGAGGAAGGUGACCGAGAGACCGGCUCAUUGUGCCACCGUCCACUCGCCUUCACGCCCUGGACGUGCACGUCUGGUUCGGUCUGAAUCGGCCCUGCCCCGGGGAGCGCUGCCCGCUCCGUGCUGUUCACGGAAGCAGACGUGCCCACCUGGUGCAGGGACAGGGGUUGGGACUCUCCUCGUGCGAUGCCGCUCUGGGCUCAGCGACAGAGUCUCGAGGACUUUGACCUUUAGGAAAAGAUGGCAGUGCCACUCGUUUUGGCCCUACUGGUUCUGGGUGGUUGAGAGAGAUGUGUUUUGAGGGGACCAGUUGGCGUUUUCCCCUCUUUGGCCUGGUCAGAACUCCCAGAUGUUUGGACCGCGUCUGGGGAACGAACGAUGGGGGAAGGCCGGUGGCGGGCCUCGUGCACGUGGGAGAGGACCGCAGGCCCAGAAAGAGGGCGCGGUCUGUCCUUGCAGGUGACCCUGGCCCUGUUGUAAAGCGUCCCUUGGCUCACGAAGCGUGUGUGUUAGACGUGCUGCCCGGCCACUUCACGUCCGAAGACAGGCUCCUAAAUACAGCUCUGACGGCAAAGUGAAAA
Molecule: messenger RNA, 1352 nt
Organism: Orcinus orca (killer whale)
Lineage: Eukaryota; Metazoa; Chordata; Mammalia; Artiodactyla; Delphinidae
Product: protein EOLA1-like
Exons: 4
Coding region: 281-757 (158 amino acids)
Source: RefSeq, a predicted model, not a curated record